Molecule: messenger RNA, 1619 nt
Organism: Pyricularia oryzae 70-15
Lineage: Eukaryota; Fungi; Ascomycota; Sordariomycetes; Magnaporthales; Pyriculariaceae
Exons: 3
Coding region: 531-1199 (222 amino acids)
Source: RefSeq, a predicted model, not a curated record
UAUACGUAAAUUUGUAAUAAAUGUAAAAGAAUACAUGCUGAUGGAAAGUUCGGCAAAUCAGGACCGCCCACUUGAUCUCUCGAUGUUCCUUUUUUCCUGUUUCUUUUGCGCAACUUCACCUUUAAUUGCAAACAAGUCAAGUCAUUACCGCCCUGGCCUAGGUACUAUAACAUCACCUUUACUGCAUGUGCACGCCCCACUUUGAACUCACAUCAGUUCAUCCACCACUCGAGCACUGCCAUCACUGACCUCCAGGCAAGGCAGCUUCCCGUGCGCAUGAGCCUCUCAUACUCUUCUUCUCUGUGUUUCUUGUUUUUUUCUUCUUCUUUUGCAGAUCACGGACGUUUGCUUUGCAAACAAAACAUUAUCAAGUCUUUCGUAACACAAACAUCCAGGAAACUAUUGUCAGCCAGGCAACCAUUCCUCGAAUACGCCAGCGUGCAGGCUUCCAGCCUUAACUGCCCAAAUAUCAUUAUUAAUUCCCGCUCCAGGAAUAAUCAUCCCGCCGGUACCACGCAGCAGAACAAACAAUGUCCAAUAACAACCCUCACCUGGCCGGGGCGGCAGGGCAAUCGCCGCACCACUACUCGCCCACAUCCUCGUCGACCGCCGCCGACUCUGGCUACCACUCACUAUCAACGCCUGGCAACGGCGGCGGCGGCGGCGGCAGCACCAGCGGUGGCGCUUCUUCGGGCGGCGGAGCUUUCAAGCGCACGCCCCGUCAGCAGAGGCCGCCGUCGCCGCGGCCGCAGAUGUACGGCAUGGCUCCUUCGCCCGGCGUCUUCACGCGCGAGAUGCGGGACCGUCAAUCCCGCGGCAAGGACCCCUACGGCUCGGAUGAGGACGGCAGCGGAAACGGCGGCCACCCUGAGUUUCCUUCUGGCCCGUCCGGCAUGCUUGGUCAGACUGGAUCGAGGAUAGGGUCCGGCCAAGGAGAGCCUCGUGAGGUCCUGGAGAAGCGCAUGCGCGCAAGGACCUUCCUCGACGAUCCGGAACUGUUGAUGAUCAGAUCACUCGAUACAGGCGAGAGCACCACAGCAGCGCGUUUGCAUUUCAUGAGCCAGCUUUGCGGCUUGGACCCAGAGUCCAAGUACUCCAGAGCUGCCAACAACUCAAGGUCCAUUUACCAAGGCCAUAGCAGUGGGGGCACGCGAUCCGGCCCAGGCUCUUCUGGGAGGCCAAAUUGGGGCUACAAGUAAGUGUUAGAUUGGGACGAAGGCCUUCAGACGCGCAAUAUCCAAGGUCGGGUCAAAGGACGAGCUGCUUCCGCUCUGUCCUUCCUCCUUUGUUUGAUUUUCCACUGGAUAGCAAUAUCAAGGAUGGAACGGAAGAAUGGUUCGAGAUGAUUAUAUCCAUACUGCUAGUAAUGAUCAGAAGGAUAAUGAAUACUCGAAAGUAACAAUGCCCUUUCAUAAUAAGUCCUGUUUCUUCUUCUUCUAAUAUGAGGGUAUUGUACAGGACCUGAAUGGAACUCUGCGGCAAUGAUGACCGAGGGAAAAACUAAAAGCACAUCUGAGUAUAGAAAACCGCGUAUAUAUACCACCAGGAUAUCGCAGACCGCUUGCCAUGCUCGCAAUAGAAAAGAAAAAGAAUAAGAACAGUAACCAGAGUAUUCACCA